CGUUCAUGACACGUGCACGCACGCGCACUCGAAGAAUAUUCUGGACAAAUGACAGAAUCUUUGGAAACGUCUUCCGGCUGCUUGUUGCAAGAUUUACAUUGCCCGUCAUUCAUUGUUAAAUCUGAGGCGCAUUGUUUAAUGUGAAUAUUUGAAAUGCAGGCUCUCACACCUCACGUGUAUUGGGCGCAGCGGCAUGGGGAGAUAUACCUGCGAGUGGAGAUCAGUGAUGCACAGAGUCUCAGUAUUGGUGUAGAAGAGAACAUCCUUCACUUCAAAGGUCAAGGGCAUGGUGCAAAAGGAGAAAAUGAAUAUGAAUUCAGUCUGGAAUUCUUAAAACCUGUUAAACCUGAGGUGAAACACAAAUCCACCCAGCGGCAGGUGAAUAUCACAGUAAAGAAGCAGGGCCACGUCUGGUGGGAUCGACUCACUAAACAAGAGAAGAAGCCUCUGUUUUUAGCACCUGAUUUUGACCGCUGGCUGGAUGAGUCAGAUGCAGAAAUGGAGCUCAGAGAGAAGGAAGAGAAAAUAAACAAAAUCAACAUUGAGUCAAGGGUUCGUAAGGACCCUUUUCUUGGCUUGAAAAAAGGUUUUCUCUUUAUGUACAACUUGGUCCAGUUCCUCGGUUAUUCCUGGAUAUUUGUCAACAUGACUGUACGUCUGUUCAUUCUUGGGCAAGAUUCUUUCUACGAUACAUUUCAUACCAUUGCCGACGUGAUGUACUUCUGUCAGAUGCUGGCAAUAAUGGAGGUUAUUAAUCCUGCUGUUGGAUUGGUUAAGACUGGAGUCAUGCCUGCUUUCAUUCAGGUGAUGGGGAGGAACUUCAUCCUUUUUGUCAUAUUUGGCACUUUGGAGGAUAUGCAGAACAAGCCAGUGGUCUUCUUUGUCUUCUAUCUAUGGAGUAUGAUUGAGAUAUUCAGGUAUCCUUUCUACAUGUUGGCCUGCAUUGAUACGGAAUGGAAGUUGUUGACUUGGUUGAGAUACACCAUAUGGAUGCCACUGUACCCUCUUGGAGUUCUAGCUGAAGCUGUGGCGGUGAUCCAGUCCAUCCCCAUCUUUGAUGAAAGCAAACUCCUCAGUAUUCCUCUGCCUAAAGCCAUUGGCUUCUCUCUCAGCUUUUCCUACAUCCUGCAGCUCUACCUGGUGAUCAUGUUCUUGGGCCUCUUCAUCAACUUCCGCCACCUCUUCAAGCAAAGGAGUAGACGGUUUCGCACAAAAAAGAGGAAAGCCAACUGAGUGGAAGGGGAAGCCACAUGUGUCACUCUCCAUGUGUAUCUAUCUCUGUUUUCUUUGGUUUAAUUUGCCGUCUCCAUUUUCUUUCUUUACAUUUGCCCUUUGUCACAGAGAAGUCAUUACUGAGGGAAAACCAUCUCUUCUUUCAAACACCAACUCAAGUGCAUUUACUUUCUACAUGCUGAAAGACCAUGUCUGAGUUGUAGAGGAUAUGGAUGAUUAAUUUAAAACACUAGAAAGAAAUAGAUCUUAUCAAACCAGGACUAUGAAGGUAUUUAUACAUUGUAUCAUUCCAUCUAUAUGCAGUAUGCUUGUGUGUUUGAUGUUAUAGAUUAGCUGUGUGACAGGUUUACAGAAGUAACAUUAUAUUUUCCGGUCAUUGCCUGAGAUGUGUUUUAGUAGUCGUUUCUGUUGACACCGCACUGAUAACAACAACAUAGACCAUGAACCU
Molecule: messenger RNA, 1681 nt
Organism: Onychostoma macrolepis
Lineage: Eukaryota; Metazoa; Chordata; Actinopteri; Cypriniformes; Cyprinidae
Gene: hacd3
Product: 3-hydroxyacyl-CoA dehydratase 3
Exons: 11
Coding region: 154-1233 (359 amino acids)
Biological process (GO): sphingolipid biosynthetic process; very long-chain fatty acid biosynthetic process; fatty acid elongation
Cellular component (GO): endoplasmic reticulum membrane
Molecular function (GO): 3-hydroxyacyl-CoA dehydratase activity
Source: RefSeq, a predicted model, not a curated record